CCAGGGGGCGAACCGGAGCGAACGUACCUCGCAUGAGCUCCGUGAACAACCAAUUUUGGUGGCGUGCAAACUACGUUCCGACCAAAAUUCCUACGGUGUCAGGUCCCUGAAGCUACAGGCUCUCGCUGGACACCAGUUUCAUCAUCAUCGGCCCACCGGGAGGGCCAUUACGGCCCAAAACCCGUUCGGGCACACCGAACGACAGCCAGCCCUAACCAAGACUACGGCAUCAUCGCCUCGCCGCGCCGCAGCUGCACGAUGCCGGACGACGCGGAGCCCCAAGGCCGCACCGAGGGCGGGUCAACCACCCCACCGACCCACCGGGUAAGCUCUUUUCAAGGCAUGGACGUCGUUGAAGUAGAGGGAGAAGCUAUUGCACCUGAAGAAGUAACUAAAGAAGCGGGCUGGCUCACCAGCCACCGCAAUAGGAGUCGUAGAGCUAUAGAGCAGUUCAGCAUAAUGGCUGAUGAAACAAGCAAAACAACUGGCACUGGCGAAGCGCGUUCUGGUGCGUGCCAGAGCGCAGCGCGUACCACCAAGAAACCGAAGCCGCCGCGACAGCCACAACUUCCAAGGGAAGAUAUAAAGAUCAUCGUACGGCCCCGCGACGGGCUAAAUGUCUCAAAACUAAGUGAUGCGCAAAUUCGAGAUGAAGUAUUGCGAGCCGCAGCAGUACCGAUUGCAGAGGCGGAAGAUGACAUAUAUCGCUCCUGCGUGGAAAAAAAUGUCAUAGUAAUCAGCACUCCGCGAAUGGCAAAUGCUGAGAAAUACAACCGCAUCAGGGAACUCCAAAUUGGAGACACGCACUACGAAGCCACAGCCUACGCCGCCCCACCGGCAGACACCUACAAAGGCGUAAUCCACAACAUUCCGGACUACGACACUGCGGAGGACAUCACCAAAAGUCUCAUCUACAAGAAGAACCCCACCAUCCUGCAGGCCCGUCGCAUGGGCAACACCAACUCAGCCAUCAUCAUCUUUGAAGGCCCAAAUGUACCCUUCUACGUCUAUUACAGAGGCGCCGAGUACCGCUGCUACCUCCACAAGAAAAAAGUCGAAGUGUGCGGAGCCUGCGGCCGGAUCGGUCAUCGCGCGGACGUGUGCCCUACCCCCGACAAGAAACAGUGCAAAGACUGUGGUGCCCAAAACCCUGCGGACAAUCACAGCUGCAACCCUAAGUGCGCGCUGUGCGGUAAAGAUCACCCCACGGGAGACAAGAGCUGCCAGAGACGCUUUCAGACGCCUUUCCUCAUCAAACAGCGCCAGUGGGAAAAACAGCGACAACAACAACAAACCUUGCACAACCACAGCGGCGGCGGCGGCAGAGACCCAUCGUUGCCACGUCAAGCAGACAAGCAGACAACGGCAGCCCAACGCCCAUCCCGAUCAAAAUCGAGGGACACUGCUGCCGAUCGCAAGGCAUCCAGAUCAAGAUCCCCAUCGGGACAUAGACCCCAAGCUAAACAAGAAAGCAAGACUUCAACCAAUAACAACAAGGUGAGCUGGGCAAAUGUAGUCUCCCAGUCCGAACCCACUAAGAUAGAAAACCCCACGCUCCCCUCUUCUCACGACAGCGAGCUAACUAAAAUCAAACAAAUGCUCGAAAUUCUACUAACAGAGAAUAAGGCCCUCAAGGCCGAGGUAGCCCAACUGAAGGCGACACCGCCGAAAGAAGUUGUACCCGCAGAGCCAGAAACUGUCCAUAUAGAGAUAGAUGCACCUCCGGCAGUUGCAGAACCUACCACACAAUACGCGCAGCCAGAUUCCGAUACAGAGAGCCUACCCGCGAAGCGCAGAGCGGUAGAACAAUCCCCUCCUUCCCAAGGGACAACCGCCCACUCUGGCACCUCUAAGCGUAACAUCAGGGAAGAGACGAUCAUAGAGGAAAUCACCAGGGCCAUUGAUAUCAAAUUCGAGAUAAUGCAUAAAACAUUCCACACCAUGAUAACAAACCUUGCCGAAAGUUAUAAUGCCAGAAUCGCGGUCCUCGAAAACGCCCAACAAAGGCCUAGCGUAGGGCCCAUUAAAGUAACUAAGCCUUACAACCGCCCGACCAACGAUGGCCUGGAAUAGCGGUAAA
This is a messenger RNA of Dermacentor silvarum, 2080 nucleotides long. RefSeq lists its product as uncharacterized. The coding region runs from base 259 to 2073 and encodes 604 amino acids. The record is from RefSeq and is a predicted model, not a curated record. NCBI's taxonomy places the organism in Eukaryota, Metazoa, Arthropoda, Arachnida, Ixodida, Ixodidae. The transcript has a single exon.